AUGGAGAGUAAAACAUUUUUUCAGUGUGAAGAAUGUGGGGAUUUUUUCGACAGCAUGACCGUUUUCCAAAACCAUGCAUGUGCUCGUGCACGCGUUGAUCACCAAGGGCCCACCGCCCAAGAGCAGUGUGAUGCCAGAGAACCACCCAAAGAUGAAAAAGGUAAUAACUACGGUAAUUCUUGGACAAGAAAUGCAACUUUGCUGCUAAUAGACUUGUAUAAAAAAUACAAGGACCAAAUCCAGAGUGGCAAAAUUAGGAAAAAAGGUUGUGUGGGAAAAAAUAACAAACCAGAUGAGGGAUAUUCGUUCAAUUCUGAACAACUUGCUGGUAGAUGGAAGUCUUUGUUAAGGGCCUACAAAAAUGUAAAAGAUCACAGUAAGAAAUCUGGGAGUGGAAAGAAAACAUACAAAUAUGAAAAUGAGCUGAAUGACAUACUAGGUAAUGAUCCUAUAAUAAACCCCACAUUUACACUCUCAUCUGACGCAUCCAGUUCCGCUGCUGAAAAAAGAAAAUUAGAUGAAAGCGAACACAGUGACGUUGAGACAUCCAGUGAACAAUCAUCAUGUAGUACAUCUGCACCGAAGAAAAAACUCACAAAAGGGGGGACAGAAAGACAGAGAAAUGAAAUGAUGCAGGUUUUUAAAGAAUAUCAAAAAGAAGAGCAAAAAGAAGAAAGAAUUCGGAGAGAGAAACUACAGAGAGAAAAAAUGGGCCUGAUGCGAGAAUUAAUCGAUGUUAUGAAAGAAAGCACAAAGAAAUAA
Molecule: messenger RNA, 762 nt
Organism: Saccostrea echinata
Lineage: Eukaryota; Metazoa; Mollusca; Bivalvia; Ostreida; Ostreidae
Exons: 1
Coding region: 1-762 (253 amino acids)
Source: RefSeq, a predicted model, not a curated record